Molecule: messenger RNA, 2962 nt
Organism: Ipomoea triloba (trilobed morning glory)
Lineage: Eukaryota; Viridiplantae; Streptophyta; Magnoliopsida; Solanales; Convolvulaceae
Product: probable E3 ubiquitin-protein ligase ZFP1
Exons: 6
Coding region: 1044-2669 (541 amino acids)
Molecular function (GO): ubiquitin protein ligase activity
Source: RefSeq, a predicted model, not a curated record
CAAAAACCUUGGCUAUUUGUUGCAUCCUUAGAGCAGCUUUUGAAUGAAGUAUGAGUUAAAAGAUAAACUCAGAAAAUUUUAUUUGCCAAAAUGAUGGAUGCUUAAAGACGAAAAUUGCAUGUAAGCGAAAGGGAUAAUCUUCCUAGACUUCUAAUGAUUUUAGGUGGACCAAGUCUCUUUAGCAACAUUAUCCAUACAGUUUCUAGAUAUUUAAAACUCAGUUUCCUCCUUGAUUUCUUCCAUCCCAGUGGCAGAGAAGUCCAAUUGAAUAGUUCUCCAUUUUUGCUUUAAGAAGUCAGUAAAAAGCUGUUCUUUUUUUAUACCUUCUCUUUACCCAUUUGCAUAUUGUUCCCAGUUCGCAGUCCUAGAUGGGUAGGGGAUGGUCACUCUCUUGUGUAUCAUUUAUUAGCUUAGCCAAGCUGGAUUGAUUGUGCAAUCUAAAUAAUACUUUUAGCUUAAAUGCCAAAGUAUUCCUUAAAAUGAAAGGGUUCUCCCAUUAAUGGCAUCUCUCUUUUGCUAUGAGAAGGAUAUUUUAUAAGAACUUCCUGUCAUCAAUAAACUCACUUCAUUUUCUAUAAGCAACUAGAGUAAUGUGUGAAGAAUAACUAGCUAGGUUUGCUCUGAUGCAAACUUUUGAAAAGCGGUUGCGAGCGACAUGAAGUCCCUGGGCAAGGCGUAGCUUCAUGGCGAAGAGGCGCUUUUCGCCAAAGCGUGAAGGCAACGAAGCGAUGCUUUUUGUGGCUUUGUCACACAGAGCGCAAGUCAAGGUGGUCAACAAAGAAAGGAAAAAAGAAAAGCAAUUACCCAAAGGAUUCUGCUAUGCCAAUGCUAGGUUUUCAUUUUUCCACCUCCACACUUUACAGUCGUAGACUAGCAAAAGCUCCUCCAGUCCGCCUCCUCAUCCGUUCUCGCUGCCUCCUCCGCACUGCCUCCACCUUGCCACCAUGCUGUGGCCUCCUCCAGUCCUCCCCAAGAGCCAAUGCCUACGCCUACGCCGAGUACCCGAGGCAAUUCGCAUCUUCCAAUAAAUUUUAUUUGUCAACAUGGGGCAAAGGAAUACCCCACACAACAGUCAUAUGAUUGAUUUUGAAGCAGAUCAGCAAGGGCAACACCAUAUUCUCCCGGAUCCUUGUGUCUUUUACGGGAAUUUGCCAACUUUUCCGCAGCCUAAUGUUCAUACUGUAGUACCAGUGUCAGGAAAUUCUGGUAAUACCUAUCUGCAUCCACUGCCAGAACAGCAUGAAAAUCCAUUAUUUUAUGGGAUGACACAUUAUAAUGGCACUAUUCAUCAGCGUCCUGCAACAAAUCUUGACAUAGCUAUGGCUACAUCUUCCAAUCAUUAUAAUCCUUAUGUGGCUGCUCCUGCUACUAGAGAAUUCCCGACUCCUGUAAUCCAUGGAGCACAUGAUCAUCUCCCAUUCACAACCGCUCAAGGCAUGGUUGGAAUUCACACAGAUGGUUAUGGUAGGAAUAUCCCUUAUGCUGAUGGUGUUAGAGGCUUAUUUAAGAGAAAGAAUGCUGAAGGAAUCCCCAUGAAUUUCCAGUACCAUCAUUCUAUGGUGGGUUCUAGUUCUGCAGUUGCCCCAGUGAUUGCAAGAGUACAUGAAGCUGAUACUCCUUUGGUGGAUGUUGCCUCCCGAAUCCCACCUGAUUAUGGCGACUCAUCCUUGUUGACUGAAGAUGUAUCUCAGAGAAGCCUGAGGAACAGAUCUGGUGUUAGUGGUCAAGAAACCAUAGCAGCACAUAGCAGUAAUCGCUUUAUUCAAGGAAGCUAUGUGGGCCAAGCAUUUCCAUUGCCUGCCAAUCCUUGGUUGGACAUGCAGCUGAAUGGUAAUCAGGCUGCUCUUUUACCUUAUGUGCAUGGCAACAUGGGAGGUUGUGUGGAGACUGGAAACAUGGGAAUGCAAGGUUAUCAAGGAACAGCUAACAAUGGGAGCUUGACUAGCUAUAUGCGUCCCCCUAUUGCGCAAGGAUUUCCAAGUGUUCAUCAUCAUCCACCAUCCAUACAGGGGAUGGGAGGUCAUAAUAUCAACUUCCCUCAAAUGGCAUCAUCUUCACGCAGACUCGUAACAAAUGGCCCCUCAAGCAGCAGCAUAAGUCCUUUCCCAGGUGUUGUUGAGGCGGGUCCUAGAUAUAUGGGACCUUUCCCACCUACUGGCUUUAGACUAUUCAGGCCUCAUAGAAGGGAUUUUGUGCUUGAUACAAAUAUUGCGAGAAAUCGUAACAUUCCUAGCAUGAGAGUUCUGCCAGAAGAUGGAGUGGCAAUUUUAGAGAUUCCUGACUACAAUGAAGUAGGGGAUUCUAUUGAUCAGCACAGAGAUAUGCGAUUGGACAUAGAUCACAUGUCUUAUGAGGAGCUUCUUGCGUUGGGAGAGCAGAUUGGUUGUGUAACUACUGGGUUGUCAGAGGAAGUCAUUAUAAGCCUUUUGAAAACAAGAUCGUUCACUUCCUCUAAUCCCUACAGUGCAGAAUGUUUGGACCAAGAAACUGAUUUUUGUGUAAUAUGCCAGAAUGAUUACAAAGACCAAGAAAAGAUUGGAAUUGCUGAGUGCGGGCAUGAAUAUCAUGUAGAUUGCAUAAAGAAGUGGUUGGUUGUGAAGAACAGUUGUCCAAUAUGCAAAUCCACAGCUGUGUCGCCAGGAAAAACGGCGGUGGAACAGCCUCUGUAAGAAACAUAUGCAACUUUUGUUUUUGUAUCUAAGUAUUUAUUGCCCAAUGAGAAGGAACAAUUGUCCUAAGCUGUACCAUAUAAGUCUGUAUAUACUUUGCUGAGAUCUGGCUAGCAGCCAAAACUAGUCACCCGACAUUUAAUCUUCUUGGGCAUGUAUCUCUCGCCCCCCGGGAUUGUACAGACUAUAGAAUUCCAAAGGUUCAUUUGGGUUUGAACUGUGCAUAGUAGUUGUAUCAAAAUUGCUGUUGAUAUGCAUAUGUGUAUCAAAGAUACAUUCAUUGAUUCUUUUGU